CGGACGGCGCGCCCAUUUCAGCAUCGUGGUUGCCGCUUUAAAAGCACAAGAGCGGACGUUGUUGGCGAGCAUGACUCUCCAGCUCGUCGCGAGCCUUCCUCCACCUCCAAAGAUCCCGCAAACUCGGCCCGCGAGUGCGCAUGGCGUCGUCGUCGCCGGCGGACCCGUCGCUGGAGACGGAGGCCCCCCACGCGGCCGUCACCAGGGAGCGGAGGCUCAACCCCGACCUGCAGGAGCAGCUUACCAAGCCAUAUCUCGCGCGGGCUCUCGCGGCGGUGGACCCGAGCCACCCGCAGGGGACCAGGGGGCGCGACCCCCGCGGCAUGAGCGUGCUUCAGCAGCACGCCACCUUCUUCGACCGCAACGGCGACGGCAUCAUCUACCCCUGGGAGACGUUUCAAGGCUUACGAGCAAUAGGGUGUGGGUACCCUGUGUCCUUUCUGGGCUCUAUACUGAUCAACCUCGUCCUCAGCUACCCCACUCAGCCGGGGUGGAUACCUUCCCCUUUGCUCUCCAUCCAUAUAAAGAAUAUCCACAAGGGUAAGCACGGGAGCGAUUCUGAAGCCUAUGAUACUGAAGGGAGGUUUGAUCCAUCAAAGUUCGAUGCUAUAUUUAGCAAAUAUGGGCUAACUCAUCCAAAUGCUUUGACAAAAGACGAGUUGAUGUCGAUGCUUAAAGGAAACCGCAAUAUGUAUGAUUUCCUUGGCUGGGUCACUGCCGCUGGUGAAUGGCUGUUGCUCUACAGCGUGGCGAGGGAUAAAGAUGACUUGUUGCAACGAGAUACUGUUCGGGGUGCCUUUGAUGGCAGUCUAUUUGAGCGAUUACAAGACAAUAAAAAAUCCUCCUGAAUGCAGCCAAAGAGUUUCAGCUCAAGAAAGGGUCGACAGUACAGUAUUUACCAUUGAGUUGUGUUCAAAGUAUCAAAUAAGGGUUGUUCGCAUCAACCGUGAUGUUGUUAAAGUUUCGGGUUGAUUUUUCUCAUAAAACAUCAAAUAAGGGAUAUUUGUCAGUUGAUUAUUAAUCAACCGUGAUGUUGUUAA
This is a messenger RNA of Phragmites australis (common reed), 1040 nucleotides long. Its product is annotated as peroxygenase-like. Bases 141 to 848 code for a protein of 235 amino acids. Lineage: Eukaryota; Viridiplantae; Streptophyta; Magnoliopsida; Poales; Poaceae. The transcript is spliced from 7 exons. The record is from RefSeq and is a predicted model, not a curated record. Gene Ontology annotation, molecular function: calcium ion binding; monooxygenase activity.